AUGGCUGUACUGUCAGCGGUCAACGAAAUACCCAAUCAGAGGCCAGAGAGCACGGACUAUACCUACCCCUCGGCCAAUAGAAACGCCGGAAAUGCCACCAUAACCGAGGCCGCCAUCAACAUCCCACUCUCCAAUGUCUCGUCCUUCAAUAACCUCCACGCAACCUUGCCUAACCUACUUCCCGCAAGCAUGCGUGACAGAGACAGAGACGAGAAGCCUUUGUGGCGACGGCUGGUAGGUGAGGUGCGUGCGCGUGGCUUCAGAGGACGUUGGCUGCUGCUAUGUGUGGUGGUGGGGGUGUGCCUGUGCUUGCACUGGCUGUCGAUGGUGGCUAGUGCGGAUGUGGGCGACACCUCCCCGAUGGUCAUCGAGCAUGCGGCGGUGGAGAACUACAAGAACAAGGAUGCUCGCUAUGGCAUCCUCAUUGACGCAGGCAGUAGUGGGUCUCGGCUGUACGUGUACCAGUGGCCGGACAGUGCGGCGAAGGAGUCGUUGGAGAACUUCCUGAAGAUCAAGGAGUCUCAGGACGCCAACGGACAGGGCCUGGUCAUGAAGAUAGAACCAGGACUGUCUUCGUUUGAGGACAACAUUUCCGGUGCGUUUGUGUCGUUAGUCCCGCUGCUUGACUUUGCGUUCAAGCACGUGCCCGCCGCACAGCACGUGCACACGCCGCUGUAUGUACUGGCCACUGCUGGGCUGAGGCUGAUGACGGAGGAACACCAGAGCCAGAUGAUACAAGACAUCAGCAAACGUAUCCCAGAGGACUACGACUUCGACUUUAAACAGGGCAAUAUGCGCAUCAUCUCGGGAGAGGAAGAGGCCAUGUUUGCUUGGGUGACGGCCAAUACGCUGAUGGGCCAUUUGGUAACCCAUGGCAACCCACGCGGCCCUACUGUGGGCGUAGUGGACAUGGGCGGCGCCUCUUCACAGAUCGCUUUUGAGAUUCCGUCGACGCAGAGUGUCAACACACAUGUCAAAAUCUCUGACACCAUCCCCGACAGCUCAGUCAUGGAUUUGGAGCUAGGCGAUGCCAAUUACAGG
Sphaeroforma arctica JP610 is the source of this 1041-nucleotide messenger RNA. RefSeq lists its product as hypothetical. The record is from RefSeq and is a predicted model, not a curated record. Gene Ontology annotation, cellular component: membrane. The transcript has 5 exons. NCBI's taxonomy places the organism in Eukaryota, Ichthyosporea, Ichthyophonida. Gene Ontology annotation, molecular function: nucleoside diphosphate phosphatase activity. Gene Ontology annotation, biological process: nucleoside diphosphate catabolic process. The annotation marks the transcript as partial.